AUGUUCAUAGGUUGCUGUCUGUGUCCUGCAAGCAAAGAAAUUUUACCUGAAAAAUCAGUCAUUAAUGUACAUUGGAAAACCCAUAACAGAAAGAAAUGUCUGAAGUGUGAGAAAUGCUUUGGGUGGAUUUCCUAUCAAAGAAUUCACACAGGGGAGAAGAAACAUAAGUGCCUGGACUGUGGGAAAAGCUUCAGUCAGAGUGGAAGCCUUACUUAUCAUCAAAGAAUUCACACAGGGGAGAAACCAUAUAAAUGCCUGGAGUGUGGAAAAUCCUUUCGUCAGAUUGGAAUCCUCACAUCCCAUCAAAGAAUUCACACAGGAGAGAAACCAUAUAAAUGUCUUGAGUGUGGGAAAAUCUUCCGUCAAAUUGGAAACCUUACGUCCCAUCAAAGAAUUCACACCGGGGAGAAACCAUAUAAAUGUCUGGAGUGUGGAAAAACCUUCAGUCAGAGUGGAAACCUUACUUCCCAUCAAAAAAUUCACACAGGGGAAAAAAAAUAUAAAUGCCCAGAGUGUGGAAAAAGCUUCAGUCACAGCUCCAACCUGAAUUUACAUCAAAGAAUUCACACAGGGGAGAAACCAUAUAAAUGCAUGAAGUGUGGAAAAAAUUUCAGUUGCAGUGGAAGACUUACGUACCAUCAAAGAAUUCAUACAGGGGAGAAGAAGUAUAAAUGUCUGGAAUGUGGAAAAAGCUUCAGCAGGAAUGGAAACCUUACUUCCCAUCAAAGAAUUCACACAGGAGAGAAACCAUAUGAAUGCCUAGAGUGUGGGAAAACUUUCAGUCACUGUGGGAAUCUUACUGUCCAUCGAAGAGUUCACACAGGGGAGAAACCAUAUAAAUGCCUGGAGUGUGGGAAAAGGUUCAGUCAGAGGGGAAAACUUACUUCCCAUCAAAGAAUUCACAGAAGUGAAACCAUACAAAUGCCUGGCGUUAAGAAAGACAUUGCAUCAAACCAAAUUGGGUUAGAAGUAAUGUAA
Messenger RNA from Euleptes europaea (tarantolino), 978 nucleotides. Its product is annotated as zinc finger protein 239-like. The record is from RefSeq and is a predicted model, not a curated record. The coding region runs from base 1 to 978 and encodes 325 amino acids. Lineage: Eukaryota; Metazoa; Chordata; Lepidosauria; Squamata; Sphaerodactylidae. The transcript is spliced from 2 exons.